Biomphalaria glabrata is the source of this 1771-nucleotide messenger RNA. RefSeq lists its product as uncharacterized. The transcript is spliced from 5 exons. Lineage: Eukaryota; Metazoa; Mollusca; Gastropoda; Planorbidae. The coding region runs from base 190 to 864 and encodes 224 amino acids. The record is from RefSeq and is a predicted model, not a curated record.
CAGGAAAGUUGGUUUAAAAAAAAAAAAGGAAAUAGCCUUAAACACAGAAGGCCGGAACAGUUCAGUAUUUAAAAAGAAAAUGUUCAUGGAUUUCCGUAAUUUACUUAGCUAUUAUUGACCCUAAAACAUCAGUUACUUUUUAAACGAUUUCUUUCACUUAGGGCCUAAUUACUGUGGUUCACUCUCACCAUGAAGCUGUGUUGGUUCUAUACAGCUAUUCUCACAUUGCUGAUUGGGGCCCCUGGGAGGUGCACAACUAUCUGGAAUGACAUCCUGUUGUGCGUGAACAGUCUUGACAAUCACACUACUCCGAGUGAGGUCAACACCACUGCCAACAAUGGUACAUCAGAAAUGGAUCAGAUAGAUAAACAGUUUUCAAUGAUGAAACUAUUCUCCAUCAUUUGCGGCAACAGGAAUGCAUUCGUCCGGUGCCUGGACACAAGUUUGAAGCAGAGCAGCGACAGUAUGGCUCAGAUCAUUGGCUCCUUCUUUGACCCCAAGAUGGUCACAAAGGCUUAUGAUAGCCUUUGCGCUAAUAUAUCAGCUAUAGAGCAGGCAGGCAGUGAUGUCCUCAGUUGUCUAUCAAAGGUGAAAAUGACCCACUGCCAGAGUGAACUUGCUGAUUAUUUCUUCUACAUGGGUGUUGUCAAAAAAUUUGCACCUCCUUCAGAACAACUAUCAAAGUCUACCAUGGAAACAUUAUUAUGCAGUGUGAUAUUCCAACGGCGUCAGUGUGAAGUCCUAGCUCUACGUCAAUGUAGUGCUAAUUUGGCUAAUGUUAUGGAACAGUUCUACAGACAAACCCAGCCAGGGGCUUGCGCCAACUUUAAUAAAGAAAUAUCCGAUGAGAACAAUGUCCAGUGACAUUUGGCAAGAAUACACAGACAAAAAUUGCUGCACUUUUUUCUUAAGGGCUUCAUUGACAAUUCAACAAUAUUAGGAACAUCAGAUCUAAAUCUCACUAGACAGGCAGAAACGCCUAUCAAUAUGUAUCAUUCCUUUUUUUUAAUGCAAUAAAAAAAAAACACGAACAUAAGUUAUUUUAAAAAAAAUUUAAGAUCUAUCAGACACUGUUCCCACACAAUUUCUGAAGCUGUCCCAGAUCGACAUCUAAACAGGUUAUUCCUGGUUUAUUCACUCGAACUUUAAACACUCGACCAGAUGCACAAACACAUAAUUUGUAGGUCAGGUUUUUGUAGUCUGCAGCAUUAGAAGUGUUCACUUUUGGUAGUUCUUUGCCAAGGAACAUUCCAUGAGAUGUUUUGAUGGUAGUAGAAGACUAGGGGAAAAAAAAUACAUUUUUAUUUUAUUAAAAAAAUUUCUGCUUUGCAUUUUCUUAAAAUCUAAUUAAAUAUUUAAAAAAAAACUCUAUAACAGUCCCACUGAGGACAUUAUAAAAACAUAUUUUGUAUCAUUGCUUAAACAAUAUUUGAUAUGAUUAAGUUAAGAAAUUAAGAGACAGUUUUCUAGAUUGAAUGAUUUCAGCUAUUCUUUAAUUUGUUGAAAGCAAAUCUAAACUUGUUAAUUAACAAACAAUUUAAUUUUGAAAAUUUGGGAGGUUUAAGUUAAUCAUCAUAAUUAUCAAAAAAAUGAUAAUACGUUUUGUUUAAAGGCAUGUUGGUAAAUUAUGAGAAGAGGAAAUAAGAAAAAUGAGAACCCAAAUUAACACUUUAAUACAUUGAUUUUUAGUUAUUAGAAUCACCAGUUUCCUAGUCAUGUGAAACAUUGCAGUCAGUCUUAAUCUUUGGAAUUAAAGACAUUGCCAUUAUCA